CUUCUCUCCGCCUUCCCAACCAGGAACCUCCUUCCCUCCUUCGCUCCUUCCCUCCUCCUACCAACCACCACCGCCCGCCCACCGCCCGAAAUAAUUAUUGUUACCGUCAACUCAACCCAACUCCACCUCUUCCACUCUUGUUGACCCGUGCGGCCUUGACCAAUGUCCUCCCCAUGUCAGAGCCUGCGCCUGCAACAUCAGACACCUUGUCUCGACCCCUGGUAGCACCUGCCGUCGCUGCUCGACAUGAUUGCUCUGCUGCCCCGGAGGCACGGCGCACUCAGCGCCCUCGCCACCAGCACCAGCACCAGCACCAGCAGCUGCUGCACCACCACCACCAAGACUUGCUCCCCCAGAACCAGGCUCCCUCACCCUCCCGUGCUGAGUCGCCCACCGCUCGUCAAUGGUCCCAACCUGGCCCUGGUCGCUCUCUAAAGAGGACCGUUAACGGGCCCCGGGAGUCCCUUUCCUACACUGCCGCCUCCUCCCACCACCACCACCACCACCACCACCACCACCACAACACUCCUCAGUUGUCGGAGAGAGAUAGCAUCUUUGCGACCCAUUACCUCCCCUCUGAUCAGGAUUCUACUGCCUCACAACCUUCAUCCGUUCUUCACGAUGAUUAUCUCCCUCGCCGCCAGAGCAGCAGCUUGACUGCUCGGCUAAACGACGCUGCUCCCGCUACUGCUCCCGUUGCUGCUGCUGCUGCUGCUGCUGCUGCUGCCACUUUGGCUUCUGAUACCCCCGGACCUGCCGUUGCAAACACGACUGCCGCCCUCCCCAUGGAAGUCGACGUGCCUCGAGCAUAUCCGUUCCCACAACAUCCUCCUCCUCCUUCUCCUCCGCCUUCCUCUUCUUCUCCCCUGCAGCCGUUUCGUUUGGGCGAGAAUGUCCCCUACUCGGGCUCCCACAGGGGGACAACCGUCGAGUCAUCCACAGCAACCGAUACAAUCCUUCACACUCCGUUCUGGGAGGCCCGCCACCCCCCAGCUCAUAGUAAUGGGGAAGUGUAUGGCAGACACGAUCACAACCACCACCACCACCAGGUGACAGAUCGCAACCUCCUACCCUCCGCCCUGAGUGAUACCUUGUUAUCAUCGCGUCCGUCCAUUUCCAUGCUUCGCCAGGAGCUGGCUGCCACCGACUGGCACCGAGACUCCACCCGAAAUGUUGAACCUACCCUCAAGACUGGCCGCAGUGCGAGCAUGAGUCGUCGCGGUAGGGUCGAAAACUCCAUCGAGGCUAGCCUGAGCAAUGCCGAUCCGGUCUCCCAUGUGCGUAGUCGCAAAUCAAGCCACUACCUCGGCCUGUUCAAAGAGAAUACCACCUCUCCCGAUCGUAAACAACGCGACCACCGCACGAAGCACCAAGAUCAGCGCGACGAUGACCUCUCCUCCGGCCCUCUCGCCCCUCCACCCCCGCUGCCUCACGACCAUGAGCCCAAACUGGCCUUUCCCAACGCAGACCCGUUCGCUAACUCCUCUCUCGCCCCCAUCCCAAGCCUCGGGCCUCGCAGGACCUCGUUGCACGUGGAUACCGGCAAGGAUCUCCCUCAGCUGCGCCCGCCGCCGCUGCCACUACCGCAGCAGCAGCAGCAGCAGCAGCAACCUCAGGCCGUGGUGAGCCCGACGAAACGGAACCAUCGGGUUCUGCCCCGGAGCCUCCUCGAAGAGAUUCGGAACUUUCACCUGACCCCCGGCGGGGCUCGGGGGACGUCCUUCUCGCGCAGCAUCCCCACGCAAUUUGCCCCCGGGGGUCCGAAUCUGGAUUGCAGGAGCUCCUCCUUUGAUAGCUUCUCACCUGGUUCGGAUAUCAUUCAGCAACAGCAACGCAGGCGUUCCUCGCAAUUGGAAGACGAAGACGAUGAACAGAUCUCCUCGGCCCUGUACUUCCCCCAUGAACGUGUCGCGGUGCCCCUGGGAGAGGACGAUCGGCUCUCGGACUACGAGGAAGAACCCAGUGACGUGAAGUCGAUUGCAGACCGGCCCCUGGAGGAGCAACAUGGUCUGGUGCCGGUGGAUGACCAGCAGGUGCCCGUCGAACAGGAAAUUAACCAUGUCGACAUCUCUCUCCAAUCGAAGCGCGAGCGGAAGAUCUUACACGGUGACUUUGCUCCCGAUGUUCCCCCCGCAUUGCACUCGGACAUCCCUGAACGAUCAUUGGCUUCACUCUCGGAAUACAGCUAUGACUCGACCUGCGAGUCUGAGAUGAUGUCGGCCGAUGAAAGCGUUUCCUCGGUUCGAGACGACGAGUCGAGCCUGACAGACAAUGCUGAGAUGACCCCAACGGCGACCCCAACCCAACGCCCGCGUCAUCUCCGAUCCCGGGAUAGACACACAACCCAAGCACCCCUCGGGGCGGUGGAGUUGAAACCUUACCGGCAUCAGGUUGGCGGCCAUACCACCGUUUUUCGGUUCUCGCGUCGUGCGGUCUGCAAGCAACUCAACAAUCGCGAGAAUGAAUUCUACGAGCGUAUCGAACGAAGGCAUCCAGAGAUGCUCAUGUUUCUUCCCAGAUAUAUCGGAGUGCUCAAUGUCACCUUCUCCAAGAUUUCGAAGAAGUCGAAGGGAGUCGCCGAUGGCAACCCGGAACAGACCGACGUCGAACAUGCCACAGGUACAGGCGGCGCAAAAAGUACCAGUCAGUCGGCUGGAGACCCGCCCGAGACCUCCCAGACGGCGGACCCGCCUCGGAUCUUCAGCCAGCAACAGGUGACAGGCGUCAUCCCGAAGGUGAUCCUGGAAAAUAAUCGGCACAUCAUUCCAGCCGAUCUAUUCUCAUCUCCCCAGCAGAGGCCACGCACCGCUGACGCUGCAGCGAAAAGCGAGAAGCGUGUGUCUCCUGCCGAUUGGGAGGGAAGUAACCAUUGGCUCUCGCAGACAGAUGCCUCUUCCGAGAAUCAUCCUGGCCAGCAAUUGCAACCUGUCGCCCCGCCGCUGAGGCAGACGAACAGCUGGGGUGCCACCACCGUAAACCGAAAGCUUAAAGAACUGGUUUUGCGGGAGGUUUUCAGCCCCCCAGCCAUCCACCAUCAUCGGCGACGAGCUCGCGGUCAUCUCAAUCUACCCCGCACCUCAUCUGAUGGGAACCGGCGCCGAAGCAACCUGUCCGAGGAUCACACCGGCAGUGUCCGCCAACAGGGAGCAGGUGAUGCUGUUUCUGCUGCUGCUGCUGCUGCUGUUGCUGCUGGUGAUGUUAACAAUCAUAAUAAUGACGAAACCCGCCUUCAUCCGACAGCGGCCGUUAAUAUCACCCACGGUGCCAAAAAGGACCAGCCAGGACUAUCAUCCUCGGCCUCGACGGCCUUGGAAGCCAAUCAUAGCCGUCUAGACAAAGUUCGCACUCGGGAGACCCCCCCACGGGCCAGCUCUCUGACUCGGAAUCAACACCUGCGGCGACGCCAUUCCGGCAGCGGUCUGCGGAGGCGUGUCAGCAUAAAUUCCGACAAGAAGGGAGACCUCAUGUUUUUCGAAGACGACGGGUAUGGCGGCGAUGGAGAAGAUGAGAUAUUCGCCAUGGAUGGCGAUGCGUCGAUCAGCUCCAAGGCGUCAGCAGAAGCGACCAAGACCCCUCAUAAUCCUAAAUCCCUGGACCCCAAUGGAACUGAAACGACCCCCCGAGCCCUUACCCCCCGACUUCUCCCUCCUGUCCCGUCGACCGAGUCCGGUAUGCACCUUCCUAGCAACCCCAAGGAGGCGCAGACGUGGAAGGAUGAGAGGGUACAGUUCUUCCUCCUGUUGGAAGACUUGACUGCCGGUAUGAAUAAGCCCUGUGUUCUAGAUCUCAAGAUGGGCACCCGCCAGUACGGCGUGGAGGCUACCGAGAAGAAGAAGAAGUCGCAGCGGCGUAAAUGCCAGACCACGACCUCGCAGCAGCUGGGGGUUCGGUUGUGUGGGAUGCAGACGUGGAAUGUCAAGAAGCAAGAGUAUCUGUUCGAAGACAAGUAUUUUGGCCGUGAUCUCAAGUCGGGCCGCGAGUUUCAAGAUGCCUUGACUCGCUUUCUCUACGACGGUGUCAGCUACGCCAGCGUUGCCCAUAAGAUCCCUAUAAUUCUAGACAAAUUGAGCAAGCUUGAGAAUAUGAUCCGCAGACUCAAGAGUUACCGGUUCUACGCUAGCAGCUUGCUGAUCCUCUAUGAUGGAGAACCGUCGCCGCCUCCUCCGCACGCUCAUCCGGACGGGGGAUCACCUAAAUCCCGACCGCCGACGGAAUCCCGCGCGCCUCUGCAGCGUCGUACAUCCGGCGAUGGACCCCAGCACCAGCACCACCAAUACACGGACGUGCAGCUGAAGAUUGUGGAUUUCGCCAACUGCGUGACGGGGGAAGACGAGCUGCCGCCCAGCACCCUCUGCCCGCCUCACCAUCCCGACGACAUCGACCGUGGCUAUCUCCGUGGGCUGCGAUCACUGCGCAUGUACUUCCAACGGAUCCUCAACGAGGCUAGCUCCGUGGACUACGUUGAACGAGGCGAAGUGGAAGCCAUGGCUCUGGGACCUCGCGGUUCCGGCCAUGAGACCCCCACUGAUCGAAGCUGGGACGAGGGAGUCAUUGAAAGUGACCCGGGCGAAGUCAGCUUCUAGUCUAGACACUUGCCUUUUCCUUCUUCCCCCCCCCCU
This is a messenger RNA of Penicilliopsis zonata CBS 506.65, 4619 nucleotides long. RefSeq lists its product as hypothetical. NCBI's taxonomy places the organism in Eukaryota, Fungi, Ascomycota, Eurotiomycetes, Eurotiales, Aspergillaceae. The coding region runs from base 174 to 4583 and encodes 1469 amino acids. The record is from RefSeq and is a predicted model, not a curated record. Gene Ontology annotation, biological process: phosphatidylinositol phosphate biosynthetic process; inositol phosphate biosynthetic process. Gene Ontology annotation, cellular component: nucleus; cytoplasm. Gene Ontology annotation, molecular function: inositol hexakisphosphate kinase activity. The transcript has a single exon.